Messenger RNA from Melanotaenia boesemani (Boeseman's rainbowfish), 2072 nucleotides. RefSeq names its product recombination activating gene 2 (gene rag2). The record is from RefSeq and is a predicted model, not a curated record. Gene Ontology annotation, biological process: V(D)J recombination. The coding region runs from base 116 to 1717 and encodes 533 amino acids. The transcript is spliced from 2 exons. Gene Ontology annotation, cellular component: nucleus; DNA recombinase complex. Gene Ontology annotation, molecular function: protein binding; sequence-specific DNA binding. NCBI's taxonomy places the organism in Eukaryota, Metazoa, Chordata, Actinopteri, Atheriniformes, Melanotaeniidae.
UCAAAAUUUGACUACAUCAGGAGCUCUUAAGCUUCAUCUAAGUGACUUUAAGAUUCAAACUAAAGUGACUUCAGGUACCACAUCGGGCCACUUGCUAUAAGGCACCUGCUGGACUAUGACCCUGCAACCAGUAACUCCAGUGAACUGUGCAGGCCUUCUACAGCCUGGCUGCUCUCUGCUACAGCUGGAUGGUGAAGUUCUCCUGUUUGGCCAAAAGGGCUGGCCAAAGCGCUCAUGUCCGACAGGAGUGUUUGGGAUGCGUUUUAAAUGUGGCGAGUUGAAACUGAGGGCCAUCUCCUUCUCCAGUGACUCUUGCUACCUCCCGCCACUACGCUGUCCAGCUGUAUGCCGCCUUGACCCCUAUGACGGCCUUCCUGAGAGUUAUCUCAUCCACGGUGGCCGUACCCCGAACAAUGAGAUCUCCUCGAGUUUGUACUUGCUGACCAUGGAUAGCCGUGGUUGUAAUCGUAAGUUAACACUUAGGUGCAAGGAGAAAGAAUUGGUGGGAGAAGUCCCACAAGCCCGAUAUGGCCACACAAUGAGCAUAGUUCAAAGUCGUGGGAAGACAGCUUGUGUGUUGUUUGGGGGUCGGUCCUACAUGCCUGCAGCAGAGCGGACUACUGAGAGCUGGAACAGUGUCGUUGACUGUCCUCCUCAGGUUUUCCUGUUUGACCUGGAGUUUGGGUGCUCCUCUGUUCACACCUUACCUGAACUCACCGAUGGACAGUCCUUUCAUUUGGCUCUUGCCCGAGAGGACUGUGUCUACUUCAUUGGAGGGCACUCACUCACCUCUGACGCUCGUCCACCUCGCCUGUUUCGCUUACGAGUCGAGCUCCUGCAGGGCAGCCCCUUGCUUUCCUGUGACACCCUUGAUACAGGCUUAUCCAUCUCGAGUGCCAUCAUCACACGCACAGGUCCUACUCACAAAUAUAUCAUUGUAGGUGGAUAUCAAUCAGAUUCUCAGAAGAGGAUGGAGUGCAGCACAGUGAUUCUAGGUGAGAAAGGCAUCCACUUUGAACCCCUAGAACCACCCAAGUGGACUCCAGAUAUCAUCCACAGUCGCACCUGGUUUGGUGGCAGUACUGGGGAAAGAUGUGUCCUUCUGGCUGUUCCUACUGAGGGAAGAUCAUCCCAGCCUGAUUUGCAUUACUUCUUUCAGGUGAGCUUCCAAACAGAGGGAGAUUACAAAGAAGAGGAUGGAACCCUAGCCUGCAGUCAGGAGUCGACAGAUUAUGACAACUCCACUCCCCUUGAGGACUCUGAAGAACUCUAUUUUGGUCGUGAGCCACAUGAACUGGAAGACAGCAGUGAUGGUGAGGCUGACACUUACAAUGAAGAAGAUGAAGAAGAUGAAUCACAAACAGGCUAUUGGAUCAAAUGCUGCCUUGGCUGCCAGGUGGACCCCAACACUUGGGAGCCAUACUACUCCACUGAGCUCCAUCGGCCAGCCAUGAUCUUUUGCUCCAGAGGGGAAGGGGGGCACUGGGUCCAUGCCCAGUGCAUGGAGCUGUCUGAGACCCUGUUGGUCAGACUCUCUCAGGGCAACAAAAAAUACUUCUGUCUAGACCACGGAGGCCUGCCCUACCAGGAGAUGACCCCACCUCGACAGAUUAUGUCCAUUAAGCGCAGCCCAAUGAAAGUCAAAUACAGAAGAACACCUCUGACGAUGAAGAUGUCCCCUGCCAAGAAAAACUUUUUCAAGAGGCUGUUUGACUAAUUCAGUUUUCUGCAUGAUGUGUAUAGAUGAUCAUUGUUGAGAUUUAUCUCUGCAUUUGGAUAUUUGUUGUUUCCUUUUGACAAAAUUAAAGCCUGAAAGAAAAUAGUAAUUUGCUGAUAUGUAAUGAAUGUUUUAGUAAUUUGUUGUAACAUUAUGUCGCUCAGCAGCACAUUUCAACAUGGAUAUUUUAAAUUAUGUAACCAAAAACAUAAAUAAAUUGCAUCAAGUAAGAGUACGAUCAUGAAAAGUUUUGUUUCCAAUGUAGACAGUUUGUUUCUUGGCUGUAUAAAUUUUUCUUUUUGUUGUAUUCUGUCCUUCAUUUGGUUUUUUACAAAAACAGGCAAUUACUAAAUGA